Molecule: messenger RNA, 892 nt
Organism: Mercurialis annua (annual mercury)
Lineage: Eukaryota; Viridiplantae; Streptophyta; Magnoliopsida; Malpighiales; Euphorbiaceae
Product: nascent polypeptide-associated complex subunit alpha-like protein 1
Exons: 4
Coding region: 94-714 (206 amino acids)
Biological process (GO): protein targeting to membrane
Cellular component (GO): cytoplasm; nascent polypeptide-associated complex
Source: RefSeq, a predicted model, not a curated record
AUACAUAUGGUGUGUGCAUCAGUGGGGUUUUAGGGUUUUUGGUGUAUUCUCUCAGCUUCUACUGUUUCUCCUUCCAAUCGAAAACAAUUCGCCAUGACUGCACAGACCCAAGAAGAGCUUGCUGCUCAGCUUGAAGCCCAAAAGAUCCUCCAACAGGAGGCUGAUAAACCUGUGGUUGAGGAUGAAGAUGAUGACGAGGAUGACGAUGAUGAAGACGAUGAUGAUGACAGAGACGAUGACGAUGAAGGACAACAUGAUGGGGAUGUAAGCGGUAGAUCAAAGCAAAGCCGGAGUGAAAAGAAAAGUCGGAAAGCUAUGUUAAAGCUUGGAAUGAAACCAAUUCCCGGUGUUAGUCGGGUUACUGUUAAAAAGAGCAAGAAUAUUUUAUUUGUCAUCUCAAAGCCCGAUGUUUUCAAGAGCCCAACAUCAGACACCUAUGUGAUCUUUGGCGAAGCUAAGAUUGAGGACUUGAGCUCGCAACUACAAACACAGGCUGCAGAGCAGUUUAAGGCUCCAGAUCUAAGCCAUGUGAUUUCAAAGCCUGAAACUUCAGCUAUGCCUCAGGAUGAUGAAGAUGUUGAUGAGACUGGAGUGGAGCCAAAGGAUAUUGAAUUGGUGAUGACACAGGCUGGAGUUUCUAGGUCAAAUGCCGUAAAGGCUUUGAAGACGGCCGAUGGAGACAUAGUUUCCGCCAUCAUGGAACUUACCAAUUGAUAAUCUUUUACUUAUAUUUCUUAUGUGAUCUAGUGAAUUUCUAUUAUGGCUCUACACACUUUGCUUUUUAGUUGGGUUUGUUUUUUCAACUUUUCAAAUUUUGGUAUUUUCAUCAUGUUUUGUUUUCUGCUGUUGUAUUACUACUUAACAGAGAUCAAAUGCAUCUUUUGGUGAUGAA